AUGCUGCCAAUAGAGACAGUAAAACACAAGUUUAAAUGCUUUAACAAGAAGCGCACAAUCGUUGAUGAAGAGAAGGGUGAUAUUCAGGAAAAAUCUUUAGAGAAGCUUGAGGGAAUAAGAAAAAGAAGAGGGUUCCUUUCAUCCUGUUUUUGUGCCUUCAUUUUUACAUACUAUACUAUUUCUACUUUACAAUUAACACAAUACUUCACAUAUAUAGGCUCCAAUGAAAUAUCGAGAGAUAAAAAUUAUAUUUCAGCUCUUGAGGAACGUUUUCUAAAUGCAUUGCAACUCAAUUUAGCUUCCAACUGGUCUCAAGUAUAUACUGCCGUGCCUCAUUUAGCGGGUAAGGGCAUAGAACUAGUUGAAUUUACAGCAGAAAAAUUUAAGGAAUACAAAUUAGAAACCCAUAUUGAAGCUUUUGAUGUUUAUUUAAAUUAUCCAGUGGAUGCUAAAUUAACCUUACUUGAUCAGUUUGAUAACAUCGAAUUUGAAGCAUCUUUGCAGGAAGAUGUAUUAAAAGAGGAUCCUACUACUGGUGGGAAUGAUACAGUACCUAUUUUCCAUGGCUAUAGUGCAUCUGGAAAUGUAAGUGCUGAGUAUGUGUAUGUAAAUUAUGGGAGAAAAUCUGAUUUCGAAUUACUAAAGUCAAAAAAAGUUAAUCUGGAAGGUAAGAUCGCUAUAGCUAGAUAUGGUGAAAUAUUUAGGGGCUUGAAAGUGAAGUUUGCUGAACAAGCUGGAUGUACAGGUGUUCUUCUUUAUUCAGACCCUGCAGAUGAUAGAUAUUCUGAAGAUGAUGGCUAUUUAGUUUAUCCAGAUGGACCUGUAAGAAAUCCAUCCUCAGUUCAAAGAGGGUCUGUUGAAUUUUUAUCUGAUAUGCCUGGUGAUCCAACAACUCCUGGCUAUCCUUCUCAAGGAAAUGUUGAAAGAAAAGAGCCUACUACAAUCCCAAAAAUUCCAAGUCUUCCAGUGUCAUUAAAUGAUAUUGAGCCUAUUUUAAAACGACUAAAUGGUUAUGGUAUAGAUUUAACUCAAGAUGAAGAUUUUUCUGGUUGGGUUGGUGGGUCAAAGCAAUUCCAAUAUUUUACUGGUCCAACAGAAGAUUAUAAGGUAAAUAUAUAUAACGAACAAUCUUAUGAUAUUCGAGAAAUACAUAAUGUUUAUGGGAAAAUACCGGGUAAGAGUAAAGAUUUCAUUUUAAUCGGUAAUCAUAGAGAUGCAUGGAUUAAAGGUGGUGCCUCUGAUCCUAAUAGUGGAUCAUCUACGAUGUUAGAAAUAAUUAGAGGAUUACAUGAAUUAUCAAAAACUGGUUGGAAACCAGAAAAGACUUUAAUAUUUGCCUCUUGGGAUGGCGAAGAAUAUGGUUUAUUAGGGUCUACUGAGUUUGGUGAAAAAUAUGACAAAUUAUUGAAAAAAAAUUGCAUUGCGUAUUUAAACUUAGAUGUUUCUGUGGGAGGAUCUCAACUAGGGUUAAGCGCCUCUCCAAUACUGAAUAGACUUUUAAUUAAUUCUCUUUCCAAGGUGCAUUAUCCCGGAGAUAACACAGACAAUACUUCGUUAUUCGAUCAUUUCUUCAAAGAUACGGAGAGUAGUAUUGGAAUCUUAGGAAGUGGAUCAGAUUAUACUGUAUUUUUAGAACAUCUGGGAAUUCCAUCUGCAGAUAUUGGAUUUGUAGAGGGCAAGAACGAUGGCGUCUAUAAUUAUCAUUCAAACUAUGACUCGUAUUACUGGAUGAGCACUAUUCUUGAUCCAGGAUUUAAGUACCAUCAAGCAAUUGCUAAAUACUUGGGCCUAACCAUAUUGAAUAUUUCAGAAAAAAACGUAUUAAAUUUUGAAUUAAACACAUAUGCAAAGGAAUUGAAUAAAUAUUUUACAGAUUUAAUGAAAAGAGUACCAAAAGAUUGGCUUUCAAAAGAAAUGGUAUGCACAUAUGCAACAGAGCACAAAUUUCCAUUAAGAACAAUAAAAUCUUACAUCGAGGAGCUAGAAAAUGAUUUGAAUAGACUAGAUUACAGAUCCAAGAAAUUUGACAAGUAUUGCGAUAGUUUGGAAAAGAGCUGGGAAAAUUCAAAUGAUUUACCCUUUUACAAGAGGAUUAUUUUGAAAUUGAAGAUUAGAAGAGUUAAUUUCCCAUUAAAGAUGUUUGAGAGAAACUUUUUAACAGAAGAUGGAUUAAAAGGAAGACCUUGGUAUAAACAUUUAGUAUUUGCUGCAGGAAGAGAUACUGGCUAUGAAGGAUUUGCUCUUCCUGGCAUUAAAGAAUCUCUUGAUGAUCUAGACUCAACUGAUUUCAUAUACUGGCUGAGAAAAUUGCAUCAUGCUAUUAGGAGAAUUAAUGUAUCAUUAGAAUUAUAA
Henningerozyma blattae CBS 6284 is the source of this 2352-nucleotide messenger RNA. Its product is annotated as M28 family metallopeptidase. Gene Ontology annotation, molecular function: carboxypeptidase activity. NCBI's taxonomy places the organism in Eukaryota, Fungi, Ascomycota, Saccharomycetes, Saccharomycetales, Saccharomycetaceae. The coding region runs from base 1 to 2352 and encodes 783 amino acids. The record is from RefSeq and is a predicted model, not a curated record. The transcript has a single exon.